Coprinopsis cinerea okayama7#130 is the source of this 1641-nucleotide messenger RNA. RefSeq lists its product as hypothetical. Gene Ontology annotation, molecular function: DNA binding; zinc ion binding. NCBI's taxonomy places the organism in Eukaryota, Fungi, Basidiomycota, Agaricomycetes, Agaricales, Psathyrellaceae. The transcript has 9 exons. The record is from RefSeq and is a predicted model, not a curated record. Gene Ontology annotation, biological process: DNA-templated transcription. Bases 1 to 1641 code for a protein of 546 amino acids.
AUGGACGUGAGCUCGCCCUAUCCACCACAGGCGGGGCUCGAGAACCCCCUCGCCGAACGCUACCAUCAACUGGCACGAGCUUCCUUGUGCGAAGUCCCGAUAAUGGAGGAGACAAACGUGGAUGUUGUUCUGGCGUUAUUCUGGGAGAUCUGGUAUUUGCUGGUAUUUUCCGACAGGAAGAAGGCGGCAGGCUAUGCUUGGGGCAUCAUGGGACUCACGGCAAAGUUGGCUCAAAGUAUCGGACUUCACAGGAAUGGGGGGAAAUCUAAGGUGAUUCCCGAAGAAGUGGAGAAACGCCGCGCCCUCUUCUGGGAGUUGAUGUACCUUGACGCUCGACUGUCACUCUCGCUAGGCCGACCUCCUUCACUGUCGAUCAGUCAUGUCGAUUGCAUGCGCCCGACCUAUGCUCCGGACGAGGGUGUCGACAUUCGAGAGAGUCUCCAUUUCUAUCAAGAAUGGAAACAUUCCUGUUACAUGACCUGCCUUGCUCCCGUCCUCGAGGCAAUUUCGCAACCAACUGCCAAUUUAGACUACUGCAAAGUCAUGGAACUCGACCGCAAGAUUCGCGAUUUCCCAAUCCCGGACGUGUUGCGCAACUGCACCAAUUCCCCUGUUCAAUCUCGGGCUUUCAUCAUGCAGAAAGGCAUUCUGUUACAACUUCACCGCACCUUUUUCACUCGAGCGCUGAGCGGGUUCGACGAAGCGUUCAAUCGGAAACAUAGAUACGCUCCGUCCGUCGUUGCUGUCUUUUUGAGUGCCUCGCGGAUGAUCGCGUCAGUACAAGACCUGUACAGACGAGAACCCCAUAUCACUUCCCGCUUCUUGGGAUUCUGGAGUAAUGCGUUUUCGUCAGCGGUGGCGUUGUGUAUGCUCAUUUGCCGAGCACCUUUCACCUGUCUGUCGCCUGCUGCGCUACAAGAGUUGGAGCGGGCGCGGUUACUGUUCCGAACGGCGAAGGAUACCUGUCCCCGCGCCCUGUCAGUCUUGCCUAUCUUGGAAUCAAUGAUCGACAAGGCCAAUGAUAUCUACAACCGAUGGUAUAACGGAGAAGAAAUUCCUACGAUGAUUCUACGACACACAAACGAUGAUGAUGGUUCGGGCCACGGUUCCGGAAACCAUGCGCGGGGUCAGCAAUCGGAUGCUCGAGACCCUUUCCUCAACACACAUCCCAGCCUUGCCCAGUGUAUCGUCGAGGUGCACGAGAGAGCCAAGGUCCUCUUCCCGUUACGAAAACCAUGUCAAUGCGGCGGGGCGGUCUCAAAACAGUGCCCACCGUCCCAUUCAUGGAUGCCUCCGCCGCAACUUUCUCCUCACCAACAGCAAUCGCCGGUUCUACCACCUGAAGCACCCUCCGUCAGGACCAACGUAAUCCAGCAUGCAAGUGGAACAAACUCUUCAUACCCAUCUCCGCCGCCUUAUCAUCGGGGAGGUUCCAUUCCGUACGACAAUAACACCAUGUCUGGGAACAGCACGUCCAGUUCAGGACUGUAUUCCAACAGAGUUCUCCCAAUUGAUGGUCCGGCGCUCCGUCCGAUCUCGACCCUGUCACAAGCCUCCAAGAUGGCCGUUGUUGACACGCUCAACUUUGAGCUCGGUGCUCUGAAUGCAAACACGGAGCAUAACUGGAUGGCUUUCUUCUAA